Nymphalis io (European peacock) is the source of this 2156-nucleotide messenger RNA. RefSeq names its product calcium-binding protein P-like. Gene Ontology annotation, molecular function: chitin binding. The record is from RefSeq and is a predicted model, not a curated record. The transcript is spliced from 3 exons. Gene Ontology annotation, cellular component: extracellular region. The coding region runs from base 57 to 1775 and encodes 572 amino acids. Lineage: Eukaryota; Metazoa; Arthropoda; Insecta; Lepidoptera; Nymphalidae.
UCGCUAGCGCUUCGUACGUACGAUUUAGUUUAGAAUCUACGAGUGACACCAACAACAUGCUACGUUUGUCAACGUUUUGCAUGUUACUGUCAAUAGCAGUUGCUCAAAGUGGAUAUGAAUAUAACAAACCAAAUAAACCAUACAGUCCCUCGACGCCAUCUAGUGUCCCCGGUUACCAACCAGGGCUGACAAGUGGAUAUCCUGGGACACAAGCCUCUCCAUCAUACCCGAAUACGCCCCAGCAAAAUGAAUAUUCCGGAGUCGGUUCGGGAACAACACCAAGUUUCCCAUCUGGGCCUUCAAGCUAUCCUUCAAAUAAUCAAGGCUACAAUCGGCCAUCAACUACCUAUCCUGGCCAGUCUUAUCCAGGACAAAGUCCAGGUGGACCAACGGGUCCUUCUGGCGUUCCAGGUCAGGGUUCAAGUUAUCCUGGACAAAAGUACCCAGGACAGGGUUCAAAUUAUCCUGGACAAAACAACGCAGGGCAAGGUUCGAAUUAUCCAGGACAAAACUAUCCAGGACAAGGACAAAAUACUGGACGACCAGGAUUUGGACAAGGUACGACCGGCUCCAGACCAGGCACAUCCAAUUUUGGCACAGAUGAUAAUAGUGGUACUGAAGGCGGAGAUUAUUCAGCCAUACCCGGUGAGCCCGAUAGAGAUUAUCCUAUUCUUUCAAUCGUCCCCGAAACAUCGUUCAGGUGUGACGCUCAGCCUUAUCCAGGCUAUUACGCCGAUGUCGAAACUCGAUGCCAAGUUUUUCAUGUUUGUGCCAAUAAUAUAACUUACGACUUUCUAUGUCCUAAUGGAACAAUAUUUUCUCAAGAGUAUUUCGUCUGCGUCUGGUGGAAUCAAUUUGACUGUAACUCUGCCCCAAGUUUUUAUGGAUUGAAUGCAAAUCUAUAUGAUUAUUCCAUAAUGGGAUCCCAAUACCCUGAUCAUGGUGGAAUCCCUCAAGGCCCUCAAGGCUCCUACCCUGGCAGUUCUGGACCACAAGGUCCAUCAACAACCUAUCCAGGAAGCACAGGACCUCAAGGUUCUUAUCCCGGUAGUACAGGAACACAUGGGCCGUCAUCAAGCUAUCCAGGUAGCUCAGGUCCGCAAGGGCCAGUAUCUGGUUACCCCGGCAGCACAGGUCCACAGCGUCCAUCAGCGGGUUUCCCUGGAACUCAAGGAUCUCAAAAGACAAGUUAUCCAGGAUCUUAUCCUGGCGGCCCUGGAACUCAACGACCAGGAUCUUAUCCUAGCAGUCAAGCACCACAACAGCCCGGCUAUUAUCCUAGCGGUCCUGGAACACAACCAUCGGGUACAUACCCUGGCAGCCCGGGUGCGCAACGACCUGGAUCUUAUCCUAGCAGUCCUGGUGCUCAGCAACCGGGUUCUUACCCUAACAGACCUGGAGCACAACAACCUGGAACUCGUCCUAGUGGCCCUGGAUCUCAACAAACAUCGUAUUAUCCUAGCGGUCCAGGAUCACAACAACCUGGAUCUUUCCCUACCAGCCCAGGAUCGUACCCUACAGGAAAACCCUCUGGUCCCUCCGGCUCAUAUCCAGGAACAUAUCCUACACAGGGAUCCCAAGGUCCGAGCUCAACAAACUAUCCAGGAUCUCAAAGCACAACUGGUUAUCCUGGAUCAGGUAAUAACCAAGGUUAUCCGUCAGGAAAACCUUCUGGACCUAGCUUCCCACCUGGUACUGGAAGACCUCAAGGACCAAGCGAUAAUAAUUAUCCAAGUCCUCAACCUAAUAGAGAAUACCUCCCACCUAGAAACUGAACACUUGGAUCUAAAUACUGAAAGACUUAGACUUAUUCAUUAGUUUAUGUUUCCAAAAUGCCACUAAUAUUAUUAAUUAAUUAUGCAUGUUUGAAAAACUAUAAGAGAAAACGUUGACAAAUGUGAAUGUUGGUGUAAAAAUUCUGUAUCGCUUAGUCUAUAAUAUAUAUAUAAAGGCCUGGACUUAGAGACCCAAAGCGCCUGAGCACUUUGACAUUUUUGGGGCUGGUGCCUUGUAAGCCUAGGCAAAAAUCCGGGGCAGUAUAUAUAUGUCUAUUUUUAUUCACUUUACUUAAAACUGUACCUUUAGAAGAAUGGCUAUGAAUUGAACAUUGUAACGUAUAUUUUGAAUUCGCAUAAACGUAUAUUUUACUUUACAAC